GUAGAUUACAUGCCUAACAAAAAUAGGCCGACCCGAUAUAGACGCGUUCUGCACAUGUGUAGAACCCAGUUGAACUGAUUGUCUUCCGGGUGCACAUUGAGUAAUGACACCGGUUGGACAAAAUGGGCGAGUUUAAGGUACAUCGGGUUCGAUUUUUCGAAUAUAUGCCCAGCGCUAUCAGGGCCAUGGCGUUCAACAACCGUACUGAGCGGCUUGCUGUUGCCCGGACUGACAGUAGUGUGGAGAUCUUCAACUUUACUGAUAACUACUACCAAGAGAAGAUAAUUCCAGGACGGGAGGGUAAGGGUGUUGAGGCUCUGUGUUGGGUGGACCAGCGCCUCUUCAGUGCUGGUUUGAGUGGAGAGAUCACAGAGUAUGACCUGGAGAACUUGCAGACCAAGUAUACGGUGGAUGCCUACGGCGGACCAAUCUGGGCAAUAAGCAGCAACAGCAAGGGAACUGUGUUGGCGGUUGGCUGUGAAGAUGGAACGGUGAAGAUAUUUGAAAUACUGGAGGACAGGAUUCAAUUUCAAAGGAACUUUGACAGGCAAAAAAGUCGUAUCAUAAGUCUUUCUUGGCACCCCUGCGGCACACGUUUGGCUGCUGGCAUGAUGGACAUGAUCAGAAUAUUUGAUGCUGAAACUGGUCACAGUGCACACAGAAUGCUGGUAGAAAGAGGCGUUGGAGCAUCCAAGAGCAGCGAGGUGGUGGUUUGGGCUAUCGUCUUCUUAUCCAACAACACCAUCGUCAGUGGUGAUUCUGCUGGAAAGGUUCAAAUGUGGGAUGGAAUCACAGGAACACUUGUCCAAACUCAUCUAGUCACCAAGUGGGAUGUUCUUGCUCUCUCAGUAUCCCAGGAUGAAAGCAGCCUCAUUGCGGGGACAUCAGAGGGCACUGUGGUCCAGUUCCAGUUUCUCUCCUGCAACAGUGACCAUCAGAACAAGGACUGGGUCCGAACCAGAACCUUUAAAAACCAUUCACAUGAUGUGAGGGCAUUGGUUCACACUGAGACGGCUGUUGUUUCUGGAGGUGUGGAUACACAGUUGGUAGUACGACCGCUGCUGGACAAGGUGGAGUUGCAGACCCGAGAGUCAGCCCUUCGUAAAAUAUUUUUCCCGCAUAGGAGUCUGGUGUCUUGUGCAAAGAAAUCGGGGCUGCUGCUCUUCCAGUUCCCUGAUCAUCUCGAGCUGUGGAGACUAGGGGAGAGCGACGGGCACGGGAAGCCAGGUGACAGUCUGCCUGUGAAAAAGAACCCAGAGAAAUUGAUUCACCUGAAGAGGAAGGGAGAGGACAAUAUCUGGUGCAGUGCUCUGUCUCCAUGUGGAGAAUGGCUGGCAUUCUCGACUGUCUCCAGCAUUCGUCUUUAUAGGCUCCAGAUCCAGAACAGCAAAAUCUGCAUCACAAAGGUGUCUAAACUGCCCAAGAUCCUUCACACUGCCCAGCAGCUCUGCUUUUCCUUUGACUCCUCCAAACUGUUUGCCUCCUGCAGCCGCUCAUCAGUCAUCGUUGUUUCUCUCAGCCAAUCAGAGUGCAAAUAUGUUCACACACUCAAGCCUAAGUCAGGUUCCAGACAGCCUGUCCAUCUGUUGUAUGCCAGUGACGAUGGCAAGUGGCUCACAACUGCCAACGCAGGUUGUGAAGUGCAUGUCUACAACCUUCAGAAGAUGAAGCUCCACUGUACAGUGCCAGUGUACAGCUCCUGUCCCACCGCCUUGGCCAUCCACCCCACCACCCAGAACCUCAUCAUGGUGCACGCUGAUCAGCAGAUAUUUGAGUUCUCUCUCAAGCAAAAGGAGUACACUGAAUGGAGCCGCAAGCUGCAGAAACAAGGGCUGCACCCUCUGUGGUUGAAGAGGGACACACCAAUCACCCACGUCACCUUCAACCCUAAAAACACUGCUCACAUCCUUCUGCAUGACACAUUUAUGUUCUGCCUCCUAGAUAAGAGUCUGCCCCUCCCUGACACAAAGUCGCAGCUUUCCAAUCAGAUGACACUUCGAAGUCUUCCAGAGUCUGAGAGGAUAAAACACAGUCACUCGUUCAAGAUUUGCAAGACCUUUCAGCCCCUCUUGUGUGCCACUCUCCUGGAUGACCAGUCCCUAGUGGUAGUGGAACGUCCCCUCCAGGACAUCCUGUCCCAGCUUCCUGCACCUGUACGACAGAAGAAGUUUGCCACAUAAAAAAAAAACAAAGAAACAUUCGGCGUGUCAGCCAAGGUGACAGAUUUCAACAGAGGAAUCAGUUGUGCAAGAGCUGAACCACAUCUAAAAAAUGUUGCCAUUUUGUAAAGACUGUUUUGAUAAAUAAAACAAAUAUUUACAGCACAGUAGUAUAAUUCUGGUUUGAACAAGCUCAUUAUUUCAGUAUUUUCUGUGCUAAUAAAUUAGAUUUGUAUUGAUGACAGGCCAUCAAAAGUCACAGGAACGGUUUGGUUUCAUGAUGCAAGUUUUCCAUGUGCACCAAGUAAUGCAUCAUGUCACACUAGUAGUGAUGAUGGGACAAUGGUGGAUUUAGUCAGCUGGGGGCUAAUCUCUGGGUGGUUGCCAUUCCCAACAGAUUUUCAAAUUUUGAUUAAUUACAAGAACUCAUCAAUACAACCACGACUAUCAGUGACAUGUUUUCGUUUAGGGCAGGUCUCAAACUCACGGCCCACGGGCCAUUUGCGGCCCACCAAAUCGUAUCUUGCGGACAUCAAAGAGUAGUGUAACUGCAGCCCGCAACAUCCGGGCAAGCUCAGUGUUACAUAAUUAAAGGGGCAAGUAAACACCAACAGUGAACUAACAGUGGCGUUAUCACAUGGAUGUAUUGUGAAUUGUGUCGUAUCGUGAGGUACCCUGACAUUCCCAGCCCUACUCCCAACACUUGAUGCGGCCCAGCCUCACCCAGACUCUACCUCCACUGGCCCCCAGUGAAAUUGAGUUUGAGACCCCUGGUUUAGGGCAAGAUAAGACGGAUGGACAGUGAAGAUUUUGUCCUUAGGUAGCAGAUGGAGGAGCAUGGCGGUAAAGACGUACAGCUGUUUGCUCCGUAGGAUGUUGAGUACAUACAGUAUCUGAACCUGAAUGUGGGAUAGCAUGUUGUCUAUUGGGGUACUUCCUACCGGUAGAAUUGGUUCUAGUUGGAGUAGCACAAAGUUAAUGGUCUUGAACCCAACACCUGGCGCUCCAGUCCAAAUAUAGGUGCUUAUCAAUACAUUAGAAUAUGGUGCAAGAGUUCAUUUCAGACAAAGAGGCCAAUUAAAGGCUUUGGAGGUUUUUGCAGUUCAAUUGCUGAUUACAGUGGAAGUCAUUACUUUACAAUAUUGAAUGUUUUCAAAAUUGAAGAGAUGCUGUAUUUGGAUUUUUUGUUAGCUGUAAGCUGUAAUCAUCAAAAUACAUUCUCGAAAUAUUUCACUGUGUGUAGUGAAUCUACACAAAAGAAGUUAGUUUUUUUUGUUGAGCUACCAAAAUAACUUCUAAUAAUCAUUUUCAAAGGUAUUCUGAAGUAUAUGACGUGCAUGUGACAUCAGCAUUGGAAACAAACACAAAGAAAACAGCAUCACAAUGUUUAUUCUGCUUCAAAGAAGCUAACCUUACAAGUCCUGUUUGACAGGAACAAUUCCCACUGGGACAAUAUCAGCAUAGAUAAAUAAAUAGAAAUUUUAGGCUGUCAGAUCUUCUUCAUUCACUCGUGAAUCAGCUAACCCUUGCUGAACAGAACAAAUGAAAAUAUAUGCACUUGAAAUUUCAACAUGAAAAACUGCUCUAAUUGAAAUACACACUGCACUACACACAAUGCAGUACUGUAAACAUGGCAUAAAUAAAUAAAUAGGCCAAUAAAUAA
Messenger RNA from Dunckerocampus dactyliophorus (ringed pipefish), 3822 nucleotides. RefSeq names its product UTP4 small subunit processome component (gene utp4). Gene Ontology annotation, biological process: maturation of SSU-rRNA from tricistronic rRNA transcript (SSU-rRNA, 5.8S rRNA, LSU-rRNA). The transcript has 17 exons. Lineage: Eukaryota; Metazoa; Chordata; Actinopteri; Syngnathiformes; Syngnathidae. The coding region runs from base 123 to 2180 and encodes 685 amino acids. Gene Ontology annotation, molecular function: RNA binding; protein binding. Gene Ontology annotation, cellular component: small-subunit processome; t-UTP complex; 90S preribosome. The record is from RefSeq and is a predicted model, not a curated record.